AUGGACGAAGCAAUGAGACGUGCGUUUACACAAGCGCUUCAUUACAACAUGACCAGAUCGCAAGGCGCACAUAACCAAGUGCAGCCAGGAACAGAACCAUCGCAACCUUCGCAGCCUUCAGGACAACCAGAGAAUCGCUCCUUCCUUCCCAACCAGCACGCAUCAAGCACGCAAAAUCAUAUGCAGGCAGGAGCAGAAGCAUCACAACCUUCAGGACCAGAUCGCACCUUCCAUUCCAACCAGAAUGCAUCAAGCACCCGCAUAUUCUCGCCGCAAGCAUCAUCAACUAACUCGUCGGUCGGCAGUUCGCCCUCGGCACCUUCUCAAGUUCAGAGUCCCGUGCAGUCAUAUGGUAGAAUCCAGCCUCCUCCUCGAAGCACACUACAGACUCCGCUACCCAACAAGCCAACAACCCCGAGUGUUCUUCAGUCCGCGCCACGUCUUGUCUCUCAAGGCUCGACCCCAUCCCAUGGCACAACACAGCCAUCGGUCGAAGGCACACCACAAACUCCGCAGUCCAACAACUCGACACCUUCGCGUCCGACUCAAACGAUACAACAGCCAUCUCCUCCGCGCAUUUGGUGUCCCGAAAUUAAAACUGCCACAUACGUCUCUCUUCCAAUUCAAGCGCAACCCGAAGAAGAGUCCAACCACCCCAAUCAAGAGACACUGAUCGGCAAGACGCAAGAGCGCUCUCUAGCACACAUUCAUCCACAUGAGUUCAUCGACCACCUCACCAGGGAUCACAAUGCAUGUUUCAAGCCCGAAGUGGCUAGAGUUUUCGACAUGCUCUACAUGCAAGCCCUGCUUUUCCACAAGGAUUUUGUGCUUCUUGUCAGCCCUUCAGAAUUGCAGCCUCCAUGCUGGGAGCCACCGCAGAGUAUUUGGCAUACGCGGGACCUGUACAGACCAGAGGCUACUACCAACACCCAGGUUGAACGACACAUCUACAAGGCUCUGAAUCUCGUCUCGGAUAUCCUGCCCGACGAGGUCAGGCGCUCUGUUCAUCACGAACGCCAUGAUUGUGCAGUCGAUCUUGUCAAGACCAACGGCGAACUUUCUUAUGGAUGGUCGGUCACUGUCUCCUUCGACUUCAAAGAUCCAAUAUUCGCGCACAAGUUCAGACGCAUCAGCCCGGAUAGAAGGGUUCAGUGGUUCACUGAGAACGAGGUCAAGAGGCAUCUUGAUAUGAUUCCCGUGUGGAAGGCAAAGGUGCUCGAUAUCUUCGAGUUGAGAAGGGAUGCAAAGAACUCAUAG
Messenger RNA from Aureobasidium musti, 1257 nucleotides. The record is from the annotation of a GenBank genome assembly. NCBI's taxonomy places the organism in Eukaryota, Fungi, Ascomycota, Dothideomycetes, Dothideales, Saccotheciaceae.